This is a messenger RNA of Coffea arabica (coffee), 3507 nucleotides long. Its product is annotated as putative late blight resistance protein homolog R1A-3. The record is from RefSeq and is a predicted model, not a curated record. Gene Ontology annotation, molecular function: ADP binding. NCBI's taxonomy places the organism in Eukaryota, Viridiplantae, Streptophyta, Magnoliopsida, Gentianales, Rubiaceae. Gene Ontology annotation, biological process: defense response to other organism.
AUGGAGAUAUCCUACAGUAAUUGCUUUGAGCUCUUUUUCGAUUAUCUGGGCUGGAUCCGUAAGACAUUCGGUCCUAGCUUCGAUUUUGCUACCUUUAAGCUGGAGAUCGAGGUGAGAGUGUUACAAAGCUUUGAUCUGUAUCUGACAAAGUGUAGGAGGAGGAACCAUGAAACCUGUUUGGAACAAGAUGAGGAGAAGGAUGUUACUUCUUUCAGAAUUCAAGAUCUGAUUAUCAGGAGAAUGCAAGAUCUUGAAUUUGCUUGCAGCGAAUACUUGAUUCACCCUCGUUCACCUGCUUCGUCUCAGAUCAUAAGUGAGCUCAUCAUAUUCCAGGAAGCAAUCGAGCUGUUUUUCGAAACAGAUAUCAACGAAUCGUGCAUCAACUAUCUGCUGGACUGUUACUGGCUGCGAGAUCCAGAGCUAGUUAUGGAUUUCAUUGAUUCGGUUUCAAAGUCUCUGGCGGAAAUGAUUGGCUCCUAUUUCGAACGCCUUGUAAAGAAGCUAAUGUUCUUGAAGAGUUUCAUUCUUUUCGCCAUGCUUCGCGGUGUCAAGGGUCAGCAACUGAUAGAUCUCUUGAUUCACGCAGAAGUGGUGUCUAUCAAGGCAUUACACCUGGCUUCUAUAUGGUGCCUUCACGUAGAUAAAGAAGUACAGAAUGAAACAGAACUUCAAAUUUCUCGACUAAUAGAUGAGAAGAUUAAUCCCGGUGAUCCCCAGGUCCGAGAAACUUACAUCCAUGUCAUGACUGCUGCAAAGUUAUCAAGAUCAGCAGACAUUUCAGCUCUGGAGAAGAACAAGCAUCUAGUAGCUGACUUUAUGUAUCGUCUCGUUCCCAAUUUUGUGGAGCUGCUGAACUCUCGUACCAAUAUUCUUGUUCCGAUUAUGAAUCAAAUGCUAAAGCUCCUUGACGGGCUAAGAUUCCUUACAAUCCUUCUCAGGCAUCAGGAGAAUUUCAAAGAGCUAUGUCAUGCACUGAAGAAUCUUAUUGGAGUUGUGGCCUGUGAUGCAGCGGUUGUAAUUUUCUCUCUUUCUGUGAAUCAAAUCAAAGAAGGCUUGGCCAAGGAAACCGAUCUUGCUCUUUUUCAUUUGCUUAAAGUGCUCAAGUUUAUUAGGGCAGAAGUUACUGAUCCAGUUACAUUACUAUUCUCGCCAUUUGGUUUUCCUAGGACCAAUGAGUUGGGCUCUAUGGAUUUUCUCCUUGAAAAUCUGAAGGAACUAGAAAAUUGUAGUGAGACUGAUUAUUCAAUUGCAUUCCCGAAAGAUCAAAUCCACACAGUCCUAGAAGAUCUCAUAGUCUUAAGAUCUUUCCUUGUCAAGAUAGCAGACCAGCGCAACCGGAAUGGAAAACUCCAAGCUCUUUGGAGUCGUGUUAUGGAGGUUGCGCACAGGGCAGAGUUUGUCAUUGACUCUAUCGUGGUUGGUGAUAAACAUGAAUAUUUGGAAAGAGUUGCUAGAGAUAUCCAGCUUUUGAGGACUGAGGCCCUUGAAACCUAUGAUAGCACGAUGCAUGACUGUGGAGCUCAGAGAACUACCCAGAAAUCUUUCCGCAUUGAGUCAAAAUGUCGCACCCCAAUGUUGAAUGAAGUUCUGGUGGGUCUUGAUGAUGAGGUAAAGGCAAUUAUUCAUGGUCUUACCAGGGGUUCAAAGCUGUUGGAUUUUGUUUCAAUUGUGGGUAUGGCUGGACUUGGUAAGACAACAUUGGCCAAUAGAGUUUGCAAUGAUGCAUUAAUUUUGAGCCACUUUCAUAUCCUUGCUCGGUGUACUGUUUCUCAAGUGUAUAGCAUGCACAGUUUGUUAGUUCAGCUUUUAUGUAGUAUUUCUUCUAGAAGUCCUGGUGAAUAUCUUGAGAUGGAUGAAAAUGAUUUGGCUCACAAGCUGUACAAACUUUUAAAGAGAAAUAGGUAUCUCAUUUUUCUGGAUGAUGUGUGGGAGAUUAAGGCAUGGAAUUUGAUGGAGAGAUCAUUGCCCGAUGAUGCUAACGGAAGUAGGAUUCUCUUCACCAGCAGAAUUCAAUUGCAAUUCAAACCUGAUACCAAGGCUCACCAUCUCCGCCACCUUACUGACGAAGAGAGUUGGAAAUUGCUGCAAAAAAAGUUAUUUGGCAAAGAAGGUUUUCCUCCGACACUAGGUAAAGUUGGAUCUCAAAUAGCAAACUUAUGUAGGGGUUUACCUCUCACAAUUGUCCUCAUUGCUGGAAUUCUUGCUAAUACUGCAGAAGAUUGUUGGGAAGAAGUUGCGAAGAGUCUAACUUCCAGUAUUGUCCUUGAUGACGAAUACUGCAUGAAGACGCUUGAGCUGAGUUACAGUCAUUUAUCGGAUGAUUUGAAGCCAUGCCUUCUUUACUUUGGUAAAUAUAAAGAAGAUGAAAAUGUUCCUGUCCGAAGGUUGUUAUGGCUCUGGAUCUCUGAAGGUUUCGUGCGAAAGACUGAAGAAAAGAGUUUAGAGGAUGUCGCAGAUGACUAUUUGAAGGAUCUGAUUGAUAGAAGUUUAGUUAUGAUUUCUGAACAAAGAACCAUAGGUGGUGCCAAAGCCUGCCAACUUCAUGAUUUGGUACAUGAGUUUUGUGUGAAAAAAGCCAAAGAAGAAAACUUUCUACAUGUUUUGCAUGGUCGGAAUGAUCGUUUUAUUCUUACUAGUCCAAGCAACCCCCUCCGAGUUUGUGAUCGAAGUGCCAGGAAUUUGAUGAUUUGGGAGUUAAUGCUAGAAUUUCCCAAUGUACGCAGUUUGUUAUUGUUUAAGGAGGAUGAUUUGGGGUUUUGGUUACCUAAACUUCUUAGAGUGUUGGAUUUGGGGGAAUUGGAGUUUGGUGCAUAUUUUCCGAUGGAAGUACUUUUGCUUGCUCAAUUGAGAUACUUGGCUGUUCGUGCUACAGAAACUAUCUGGAACAUUAAGACAUUGAGGCAUCUAUGGACUACAAGUUCCUAUGCUGGUUUCAUUUUUCCUGUUGAAAAUCUUGAAGUAUGCCCAGGCUUAUUUCAUUUAGACACUUUAAGCCUUGCCAUUGAUCCCUCCUCUCAAAACUUCCAAAAGAUACUGACAAAGUUGCCAAACAUCCGCAGGCUAAGAUGUCCGAAGACGGCAUCAAGAGAAAAAUGUACUCGGGAUGGGAUUCUCAUAUAUGGAUUUAAAUUCCCAUUGAAUUUGAAGAAGUUGACACUCCAAGUGACUACUCAGCCAUGGAGUGAAAUCUCAAAAAUUGGAAAGUUGCCCAAACUUGAAGUGCUUAAAUUACUCGAUGACUCCGUCGUUGGGGAAGAAUGGGAAAUGAAAGAAGGGGAGUUCCCUAGCCUCCGAGUCUUGAAAUUGAGAGGCUUGUGGGACUUUUGCAGCUGGACUGCAUCUUUUGAUAAUUUUGCCCGUCUUGAGAAAUUGGUUGUGCAUAGUUGUCGGAACUUGGAAGAGUUGCCUUCUUGUUUAGGGGAAUGUCCGACUCUUGAAAUGAUUGAGGUGAAACGAUGUCGCAAGUCGGUUGCAAAUUCAGUGAAGCAAUUCAACAAGAACAGAUAG